Molecule: messenger RNA, 1096 nt
Organism: Zingiber officinale
Lineage: Eukaryota; Viridiplantae; Streptophyta; Magnoliopsida; Zingiberales; Zingiberaceae
Product: ganglioside-induced differentiation-associated-protein 2-like
Exons: 3
Coding region: 57-812 (251 amino acids)
Source: RefSeq, a predicted model, not a curated record
UUGGAAGUCGAAAAAAAGCGUAAGAAAAUCAGAAAAGCCAAGUAGGAGUCGAGGGAAUGGCUGGAAGUUCCGGCGAAGACUUUUCGGUGGUGGUGCUGGCGUCGGACCUCGGCUUGGACGCCCGCUCCUUACUCUCGCCGACGGAUCGCCAGGCGGCGGCGACGGACGAAGACGUGGUGGCGUGGCAUGACUGUCUCGCCUAUCUUUCCUCCGACGAAGAUUUCUCGGAUCUAGAGGCUCUUCAGGUUUUCCGUCUCCAAGGAUCCGACAAGGCCGGCAACCGAAUCCUCAGGAUUGUAGGAAAAUAUUUCCCUGCUGCAGUUAUAGAUGGGGAACGUUUGAAGAGAUAUGUGUUUCACAAGUUCAUCACAGAACUAACGGAAGAACCAUUCUGUAUAGUAUACAUGCACAGCACUGUGCAUUCAGAAGAUAACAAUCCUGGAAUAUCCAUCCUGCGGUGGAUUUAUGAAGAACUUCCAUUAGAUUUCAAGGAUAGGCUACAAGUUGUGUAUUUCUUGCACCCAGGACUGCGUUCCAGACUUGUUUUAGCCACACUCGGACGCUACUUCCUAAGUGGAGGAUUGUACUGGAAAAUCAAAUACGUCAGCCGGUUGCAGUAUUUAUGGGAUGAUAUUAAGAAAGGGCAAUUGGAGAUUCCAGAGUUUGUGCAAGAGCAUGAUAAUGUUCUCGAACAUAGGCCUUUAACUGACUACGGAAUAGAGCCCGAUCCUCUUCACUUAACGGAAGUACCAGCUAUGGGGUUGUCACUUGGAAGGCACGGAGAUACAUGGGAUUCCAGGUCCUACAUGUGAUGCUUUUGCUGGAAGUGUACUUAGUGGUCGACUAUUCCUCGAAUGUCACAGUAGGUUGUUUCAUGGGAUACCCUUGGCAGUUCCUAUUAAUCUUGUAAGUCAAUAUUGCUCAUCUAAAUCAUUUUAUUAUGUGAAAACCACCAUUCACUAUCAUUGGCUUUCAAGAUAACCAGUCUAUUACCAUAAACCAGCUGUAGAUGGAGAGGUAUUCGCAUAGUGUUGCUGUUGAACUGUUGGUGACAUAAUUGAAAUGAAAGGAAUAAUACUUUUCAUUUUCGAGCAAA